Messenger RNA from Fusarium oxysporum Fo47, 1454 nucleotides. RefSeq names its product 3-isopropylmalate dehydrogenase. Gene Ontology annotation, biological process: L-leucine biosynthetic process. Gene Ontology annotation, molecular function: 3-isopropylmalate dehydrogenase activity. The record is from RefSeq and is a predicted model, not a curated record. Bases 94 to 1191 code for a protein of 365 amino acids. NCBI's taxonomy places the organism in Eukaryota, Fungi, Ascomycota, Sordariomycetes, Hypocreales, Nectriaceae. Gene Ontology annotation, cellular component: cytosol. The transcript is spliced from 7 exons.
UCCUCACUUCCUUUUCCAACCACUUAUUCUCGUGCUUCAUCUCAUAAAACGGACUCUUCCUUGGACGAACUCUGCCAGAUAAGUAUUGCAACCAUGGCGGAACACAACAUUGUUGUCUUUGCGGGCGACCACUGUGGCCCAGAGGUUAUUGCCGAGGCAAUUAAAGUUAUUAAGGCAGUUGAGGACAUCAGCCCGACUGCUGGCAAAUUCAAUUUGGAGCACCUGCUGCUCGGAGGGUGCUCUAUCGACAAGACCGGCACCCCUCUUACAGACGAGGCCCUCGCCGCCGCCAAAGCCUCCGACGCUGUGCUUCUCGGCGCCAUUGGCGGCCCUGAAUGGGGCACUGGCGCCGUUCGCCCGGAGCAGGGCCUUCUAAAGCUACGCAGUGAGAUGUGCGCCUAUGGAAACCUCCGUCCCUGUUUCUUCGCGUCCGACGCCCUUGUCGAGACCUCCCCCCUAAAGGCGUCUGUCUGCCGUGGCGUCGACAUGAUGCUAGUCCGGGAAUUAACCUCAGGCUUGUAUUUCGGAGAGCGGAAAGAGUACGAUGGAGUCAAUGCGUUCGACACUACUGUUUAUACGAAACCAGAAAUCGAGCGUAUCGCGCGGCUGGGCGGCUACCUAGCCAGGACUAGGGGAGACUCGCGGGUCAUCUCGCUAGAUAAGGCAAAUGUGUUGGCGACAAGCAGACUAUGGCGUUCUGUGGUUGACGAGGUUUAUAAAAACGAGUUCCCUGAUCUGAAGGUUGAGCAUCAGCUCAUUGACAGCGCGGCCAUGAUCAUGGUCAAGAACCCGACGCAGCUCAAUGGCGUUAUGAUAGCGCCAAACUUGGCAGGGGAUAUUCUCAGCGACGAGGCGAGCGCUAUAACUGGCAGCAUAGGGCUCCUCCCGAGCGCGAGUCUCUGCGGGGUUCCGGAAGUAGGCUCUAAAGUGCUUUCUAUCUAUGAACCUAUUCAUGGUAGCGCGCCGGACAUAUCAGGGAAAGGGAUUGUCAAUCCCAUUGGCACCAUCCUUUCCGUGGCUAUGAUGUUCCGGUACUCUCUGAAUCUUGCCCACGAGGCCAAACUCGUUGAGGACGCGGUUCGCGCUGCCAUCGACGGCGGGCUAAGAACCAAGGAUAUGGGCGGCAGCACAGGCACCGCUGAAGCAGGAGAUGCCAUCGUUGCUGAGCUGGUCAAGACUCUCAAGGCAUGAGAUAUCUCACGCCUUAAUGAGAAUAGACAGAGAGGUUGAAAGGAGGAAAUAGAGGUGGAGGGUUGGAAGUUAUAAAAAAAGAUAGUUGCUGGGAAUCGUGAGUCAACAACAGGAGUGGUGGAACAAAACAGUGGUUGACAGGAAAAGGGUUCAGAAGAGACUAUUUAUUUACUGGCGAAGAAAUAAAAAGAGCGCAGUUAAUAACAGUCAAGCUAGACGCAGCUUUGUCCUUACAAAAGAGAGACCCUAAACAUACAGAUAUG